CUUCAUGAUUUCACGAUUUCUAUUUCACAAUUUCAUGAUUUCGGCUUCAAUAAAACGUGAAAUCGAGAAAUCGUGAAGUCGUUAAGUUAAAAUCGUGAAAGAUCGAACCUUGGUAACGGAUUUUUGAGCAAAGUGUUAUUGUUUUUAAGACGACUUCAGCUUUAUUUACCUUUAUCGAAAACGAAAGUAGUGUCUCUUGUAUCACAGAAUUGACAUGUCUCUUGUAUCUCAGACGAACUUUCAAUAAAUUACACAUCUUUCUAAGAGAUAAAUCUGUCAAUGAUGAUCACAUAUUUAGGCAAAAUAACACUGUAUUAUCAAAACUAAGUUAAAUAUUGAAGAGGUAUGGCGAUUAUGUGAAAUACCAACCUUCUUUCGUUAAACCGGAAAUCCGUUACCAAGAUUUGUUCGAAACCAUUUCUUCGUGUACACGUUCAUAAAAGCCUAUAAUUUUGAUGAUAACUUGUAUAUAAAAACCGCAACAAUGCUUGUUAUAUGCAGAGGGUUUUUACUUGUAAAACUACAUGCUCCGAAUAAAGGUCAUCCUGUGAAUAAAGGCCUGGUUCUAAACAUAUGUGUGAAACAUAUAUUGAUUUAUAAAAAAAAUACCUUGGCCGUUGUGGACAAGAGCCAACCCCGCCUUUUUUUACAAGCUUUUACCUUUAAAACAGAGCGCAGUGAUAAAGAACAUUUUAAAUUUCAACAAGAACUCUCACACGCAGCAGAAAAUGGAACUUUACCAGACGACAUCAGAAUUGAAAUAGAUAAAAUGUUAGCAGCCGACCUCAUUAUUUUACAAUUUCCUAUGUACUGGCUUGGUAUGCCCGCCAUUUUAAAGGGUUGGAUCGACAGAUGUUUUGCAGAAAAAGUAGUUUUUGAUACAAUGUCACUCAAAUGGUUUGACAACGGACCGUUUAUAAACAAGAAAAUAAUGCUAUCCUUCACGGCAGGAGGUACAGAGGACUUCUUUUCAAACUCGGGAAUAUUUGGGGACAUGGAUGUUAUUCUAUGGCCUAUUCAGAACAUGUUGAGGUUUACUGGUUUCCAGGUUUUGGCACCGCAGAUUUCACACGCACCAGCAGACGUUUCCGAGAACCAGCGCACGUGCAUGUUGCAGAUGUGGAGCGAUCGGCUUCAAACAAUAUGGAAAGAAGAGCCUUUAUCUUUUGUUCAUGUGAAACAUUUUGAUCCAGAAAAAGGAUUCAAACUGUCAGAAAAAUAUUUAUCAAAAUUAAAAGAUGGUGAUUCUGGGCCAAAUCCAGGUCAAAACCUUGGACGCAGUUUCCGUCAAGGAAGCAUGACUAAAGUUGCUGGUAUCUCCAAAAAGCAUUCAAACUUGUGAUGCGGACCAUUUUAUAGACCUUCAGAUAAAACGAAUUUGGCGUAAAAUCAUCGCUAAAAUGCUUUAUUUUUGUAUGUACAAUUUAGUUCAAACUAAAACUUGAAAGGGCGUUUUAAAAGUCAGCGUUAUUCGCUGGCUGGACACUGUUGUGAAGCAAUAUAAACCUUGUUUAAAAUCUAUAAAGAGUUUGAUAUAUUAGGUUUAAUAAAAUAUGCACCAUUAUAACCU
Molecule: messenger RNA, 1570 nt
Organism: Mercenaria mercenaria
Lineage: Eukaryota; Metazoa; Mollusca; Bivalvia; Venerida; Veneridae
Product: ribosyldihydronicotinamide dehydrogenase [quinone]-like
Exons: 3
Coding region: 485-1342 (285 amino acids)
Cellular component (GO): cytosol
Molecular function (GO): NAD(P)H dehydrogenase (quinone) activity
Source: RefSeq, a predicted model, not a curated record